Molecule: messenger RNA, 2223 nt
Organism: Pediculus humanus corporis (human body louse)
Lineage: Eukaryota; Metazoa; Arthropoda; Insecta; Psocodea; Pediculidae
Product: class A rhodopsin-like G-protein coupled receptor GPRmac2, putative
Exons: 7
Coding region: 1-2223 (740 amino acids)
Biological process (GO): adenylate cyclase-activating adrenergic receptor signaling pathway
Cellular component (GO): membrane
Molecular function (GO): G protein-coupled receptor activity
Source: RefSeq, a predicted model, not a curated record
AUGGGAAAGACAAUUUGGGAAUUAUCAGGAGAAAAUAUUUCACCAUCGUCACCGUCAUCGUCAUCGUCAUCGUCAUCAUCGUCAUCAUCCUCGCCAUCAUCAUCAUCAUCAUCAUCAUCGUCAUCAUCAUCGGUGAGUGACGAGAGUAUUGGUACCGCGAGUGUCGAAUGGCCAAUGUCUCACGAAACAUAUUUAAAUUCAUCUAAUUUAACGGACAAUAUUUUUUUUAAUAAUGAAUCUUUUCCAGAGGAUCAAAUUUUUGAACCAGUUUUACCGCCUUUUGAAUUAUGGCAAACAAUAUUGAUUGCCAUUGCUUUAGCACUUUGUAUAUUAUUAACAGUAGGAGGAAACAUAUUAGUUUUGUUGGCAUUCAUGGUAGAUCGAAACAUUCGUCAACCGAGUAAUUAUUUCAUAGCAAGUUUAGCUGCCACGGAUUUAUUAAUAGGUACCGUUUCCAUGCCUUUUUAUACGGCUUACGUAUUAAAAGGCUACUGGGAUCUCGGUCCUAUACUAUGUGAUUUGUGGUUGAGUGUGGAUUAUACCGUUUGUUUGGUUUCGCAAUACACGGUUCUAUUAAUAACGAUAGAUAGAUUUUGUUCGGUUAAAAUAGCUGCGAAAUAUCGGAGCUGGAGAACUAAAAAUCGUGUUAUUUGGAUGGUUACGAUAACGUGGAUAAUUCCAGCAUUAUUAUUUUUUAUAAGUAUUUUCGGUUGGGAGCAUUUCGUAGGUUAUCGCGAUUUACUCCCGGGUCAAUGUGCCGUACAAUUUCUCAAGGAUCCCGUUUUUAACACAGCCCUCAUUAUAGGAUACUAUUGGACGACGUUGAUCGUUUUAUUCGUUUUGUACGGAGGAAUUUAUAAGACUGCUUACGACAUGCAGAAAAAAAGCGAAGCGAAACAAAGGAAAAUGCAAAGCAUGGUCGCGUUGAGCGCCGGAGCCAUGGCAGGAAUGGCGGGUAGAACAUCCGGUAUCGGUAUAUCUAAAACGCAAAGUACGCUUUUGAGUCAGGACAAGCCUAAAUCACUUCAGGGUAUUCAAUGCGAAAAGCAAAUCAAUACUACCGGUACCUCGAUCGAUGCGACAAAGAGUUCUUCGCAUAAGACAACGACAAUAAUAACUGCCGAAGUGACUAGUUUAUUAAAAGAAAAAAAAAUAACAACAGCAAAUUGUUUAAAUGAAAAUGUCGAAGUUGAAAAAUCCGAAAGAUCAAGUUCUCCUGCCUUUGAUAGCGAUGAAGAAUUCAGCACGACAAAUCCAACGGGAAAUUCAUCCAGUCAACCCGAUAACAAUAAAAAGGUAACAAUAAAUCAACCGGAACCAUCGCACAAAAACGUUAACGGAAUCGUGAUAAUUCAUCAAAUCACCACGCCAAAUACUACAACUACUACUUCGACCGCUUCUUCGGUACCUAGCAUCAUACCACCUCCGACGCAAUUUCAAAAUUCUUCAAUGACAUCCUCUUGUGAAUCUCAAUCGUUAAGUUGUAGUAAUCCCUCGUCGCGUCCAAGAAGUUUACUACUCACUCCUCAUCAAGCCUACGAUUUGUUAGUGGAUUUAGACAAUUCCGAUUUAAAAUACAUGGACGAAGGUUCGGUGAUACUCUCGAGUCCUGCAUUCGAAAGUUCUACGAGUUCUCUCGUGAGCAAUGCUGCGACAUCAACCACGAGACCUCCAUCUCCUCCGGUCCAUGCUCCCGCUGGUCCAACAACGAGCUUACUUCAAGCUGCUUUGAUAAGAGCAACUGCCAAACAGCAAAAAUACGGUCCCGUAACGAAUUUUCCACCGCAACAAGGAAACCUUCCCAAAUCUCCCAUUCCAAAUUCUUCCAAUCAGGGUAUUAUUCAGCCAAUUAACAAAUUACAAACAACCGUUAGUAUAUCGAAUGAAAAUUCAAAAAAAAUCGUUACCGCCAUUGUUCCCCGAUUUGAUUAUUCGGAUGAUUCGAAACGUGAUAAAGACGGCGGCGGUGGCGGCGGUAUCGGUACUGCGAUAAUUGGAAAAAUCAAUGAAUCGAUAUUAAUACGAAAAAGAUUAAAAGAAAAACGUAAUAAUAAAAAUAAAAAUGGCGGAAGGCAAAAAUCAAAAUCUGAAAAUCGAGCUAGAAAAGCUUUUCGCACAAUUUCAUUUAUAUUGGGAGCAUUUGUUGCUUGUUGGACGCCUUAUCACAUAUUGGCAUUGUCCCAUGAAUCCAUUUUGUUACGCGCUAGCCAAUCAGCAAUUUAA